Molecule: messenger RNA, 1107 nt
Organism: Olea europaea var. sylvestris
Lineage: Eukaryota; Viridiplantae; Streptophyta; Magnoliopsida; Lamiales; Oleaceae
Exons: 3
Coding region: 1-1107 (368 amino acids)
Source: RefSeq, a predicted model, not a curated record
AUGAACAAUUUCAAGACCAGAUCGAGGUUCAACAGAGAUGAGGCAAGACUUGACAGCAUUGAGACACAUAUGACCAACUUGGGGGCUACAGUGAAGAAUUUAGAGGUACGGAUUGAGGUUAACCCACGAGAACACUGCAAUGCUAUCACCCUAAGAAGUGGUAAAGCAGUUGAAGAACGCAAGCUUAGAGAGGUUGGGGUACCUAUAUCAGAUCCCAUUCUUGCAAGGGAAAAGCAUACUGAAGGGCAAAAAAUUGAGGCAGAGGCAACAAAGAAGAUUUAUAAGCCUUACUCAAUUUCAUUUCCGGACAACCCACCUAUCUUGAAGCCCCCAUUACCAUUCCCGCAUAGGUAUUUGAAGAAGGAAUUUGAUGAAAAAUUCGCAAAGUUUCUAGAGGUCUUCAAGAAAAUCCACAUCAACAUUCCCUUUGCAGAAACCUUGGCCCAAAUGCCUAACUAUGCCAAGUUCUUAAAGGAAGUAAUGUCAAAGAAGAGAAAGUUGGAGGAAUUUGAGACUGUUAAGUUGACAGAGGAGUGUAGUGCCAUACUUCAGAAGAAGCUCCCUCACAAAUUGAAAGAUCUGGGCAGCAUCAACAUCCCGUGCAAUAUUGGUGGUAUCACAUUUGCUAGGGCACUAUGUGACAUUGGAGCUAGCAUAAACUUGAUGCCCUUAUCAGUGUUCAAAAAGUUAGGUCUUGGAAAAGUAAAUCCCACAACCCUUACCUUGCAACUGGCAGACAGAUCGAUCACAUAUCCCAAAGGCAUUAUUAAAGAUGUAUUGGUGAAGGUUGAUAAGUUCAUCUUUCCGGUGGACUUUGUGGUAUUAGACAUGGAGGAGGAUGAGAAAGUACCAUUGAUUAUUGGUCGACCUUUCUUGGCUACUGGAAGAGCAUUGAUUGAUGUGCAAGAAGGAAAGUUGACACUACGAGUUAAUGAAGAGCAAGUAACUUUCAAUAUCCAUCAAGAAAAGGAAGCCCCAGAAAAAGGUAAAGUUGACACUUGUAAAAUGAUCCAAUUAGCUGAAGUAAUUGCAGGAAAUGGAGAAAAAAGGGAAUUAUUUUAUGAUCCGUUGGUGCAAUACAUGGAUGGUGCAAUACAUGGAAAUUAA